Messenger RNA from Electrophorus electricus (electric eel), 2866 nucleotides. The record is from RefSeq and is a predicted model, not a curated record. NCBI's taxonomy places the organism in Eukaryota, Metazoa, Chordata, Actinopteri, Gymnotiformes, Gymnotidae.
UCUCGCGAGACCUAAGCGUUGAGCGCGCUGCAAAAUGUCAGACUGUCUCGCAGCCCUUAGCUGCGGGAUUUUAAAAUGACAUUUGAAACAUUUUGUCCGCGCAUUUUAGUUCCACCCGUCGGAAAAUAUGCAGGGAGUGUCCGAUGUCGGGUCCGCACAGUUCGGGUUUGAGGUUCGACCGAGGGAGUGCAUACCGAGCCAAAUGGUGCGGAGUGGUGCUGUUGAGAGCUAUGGUUAUCAGCUGAACAUGAAAACCGAGCCCCACAUGUUCCACACCAACACUGCGGAGGAGGUUCACUUCCUCAGGUCGCGAGUGCAUGUACUGGAGAGAGAGAAGGCUGAGAUGGCAGCCGAAAACCGGCGUCUCAAAGAUCUGCUCGUCAAGGAGAUACCCCACCUCUUGUCGACCAUGUGGCAGACUUUAACCAGCAGUGCCGGGCAAGCCAAUCACCACCACCAUUCUUCUCCUGCCAUGUCUGGGUCCGGCACCGGUGCACUCCACGGCUACUCGGCCUUGCAGUACAAAGAUCAGAGCUGCAGCCUUCCAUCAUCGCUCUCUGCAGCCAUAAAGGGUGUUCAGCAUGAAAUGAUUAUGGAAACUGGCAGCUUUGGACACAAAAUGGCCGGCUGCCAUAAUGGAGCUGAUGGGGUUAUGUUUGAGCCGACAGCAGAGGUGGACGGAGCUCUGUGCACGGCUGCCAUCGCAGAAGAUGAUCAGAAUCUAUACCUCAGCUCACCGUGUAGCACGUCGGACUCGGCCUCGUCCUGCAACGAGCACAGACCGCUGGCUCAAACUGGCACGCCUAUCCGACAGGUGGAGGUAUGCCCAGGUUCGGGCAUUUUCUGUGCAGAAAACGCUUGGCGCGCCGCCAAUAUGGCACGCUCACCCACAGCAAUGGUGCGAGCUCUGUUGCUAGGGGUUUUUGACAAGGACACGCUUUUAAACAGCAACCUCAGAGGGGGGAGGAGCCGGAGACCGUCGUACACAGAUCACCUCGCCCCCCUGGACCCGGACAAACUGAACGCCAUUUACAAUGCCACGCUGGCACGCUUCCCGUUGGCACGGAAGGGCCAGAUUGGUACCGGGAUCAACUCCAAGCUGUCUGAGAUGCGCUUCAGAUCCAGGAGAGUCAAGCGGGACAGGUCUGUCUGGUUUGGAUGGGAGCGAUAUGACAUUUCUCCACUGACUGCUCUGUAGCGUAGCAUCCGAUGCGAGCAGGGAGUCUCAGGUGGGGGUACCAUUACCCAGCACUGGCACCUCUUUUCUCUUCCCCUGAGUGGUGCAUCAAUCCUGGCUUCCUCAGGGGGCUCCAAGGCCCCUACUGAUAAACCCCCAGUCGCCUCUGGCCGUCAUGACAUGGAGCAGGAGGACUGGAGACAUUCAAUUAUCAUUCAAUUAUCUUCACCGCAAUAUGAAGCAUGACAGGCACCCGGUGAGCGUAGUGUAGAUUGCAUGUCAAUGUCAAAGGAGACAGGUUACACGAGGCUAUUAAAAGCUUUGGUCCACUGAUUAGUGAACCUUCCAAAAACAUGUAGCAUAUGGCACAUAAUGCUAAUGGAAUUUUCAGGUUUGUGAAAAUGGCAAGAUGGGCGUUCUGGGAUAUGUAGGAGAAGCUCAAGAUUUGGGGCACGAAACAAUUCUGGACACAGCUUUGUUGUGCCUCAUGCAUAACUGCUGUUGUUCCCGGACUGGUCAUUUAGCGCAUUAGCUUCUUCUGUUCACCUUGCUACCUUCUAUUGAACCUUGGCUGAUACCUUCAUUGCAGAUGAAAGUCGCACUGAGGACAAGCGGAUCGAUUGGGGCCAGCCAGCAGCAGAAGCCUCACAGACUGUGGUGUCUCUGCUGUGCCUCAUACUUAUGUAUAAAGCAUCAAUUAUAACUAAAAAGUGAUGUGUUAUAAACAGUGGUUCAUCUUAUUCUUGUCACAUGAUGUCCUAUAGAACCACUGUGUCAUAUUUCACAUAAUACAUAAUAGGCCCUCUUCACAAAUUUUAAGUAUGAAUAUUUAACUGUUAAACCAUCCCUGUGUAAAUGUCCUACAUUCUCCUUACAAAGCACUGUAAAUGGUCUUCAUAAACUGGAAGUAAAGUGAUAUCAUUUUGAAAACAUAAUUCCAAAGCAAAAGAAUAUAAGAAUGCACUAGUUUGUACUUGUGAACCUUUAUUAAUGUUCUGUUGUAUUAUGGAUUGAUUCAUAGAAAGUGUUACCACUAUUUUUUCACAAAGUACAAGUUGCUAAAUAUUUCGGAACUGUUGGCAGAUGUAUGUCUGUUCAUUAACCAAGAAAAAACUGGUUUGAUGUACAUAAGAAUACAUAUUUUGAAAUUAUUGUGGCAUGGAUUCAACAUUUAAAAGUGUUACAAAUUAUAAAAUUAAAUAAAAUUUAUGUGUAAUUAUAUUUGAAUGAGGCUUUAAAAUCUCUUUCAAACGCUAUACGUUCCUCUCAUGUAUCAUUGAAAUAAUUGAUUUUGAGUUUGGCAUCUAAUUUGUAAGCAGUGGUCAAACUGGAAACGAUGUCCAUGCAGUAUUUGAAGUCAGUAGAGCAUUCUUGCUUGUUUACCUUUUCUACUUGACAUCAGAUGCACAAUAUUUCUGUCAGAUAGACAAUACAUGAGAUCUGACACAAGCAGUGUGCAUAUGGAUGCUUUUUGAUGACUGGGGUUUUCAUCUAGCAUUUCUGUUCCUUUCCAUGAGUGAAUGAAAAGAGAAAGAUAUGCAGGAGUAAUUGGACCAGACUGUGUGUUCACUAUUGGAGGGCUGUGAUGUAAAUGCCACCAGAAUUAAAGAUUCUAAUAGAUCUCAUAUCUAUGUUCUCUGUUCAUUCUGUGACUCAUUAAUUCAUUAAAGAUUUUGAAGGUUAAAUCUG